CAGUAGAUCUUCACUUAUCAAAUGCAAAAUUAACUUCAAUUACUGAUAAAAGUAAAAGCAAAUGUCUAACAAGUGACCUAGCUGAUUACACUAAAACAAAAUGUGAAAAAUCAUUUGAUGUAGGAUUUAAGAGUAGUGUUGCUGAGGAAUCUGUAACAUUUGACCAAGGAAGAAAUAUUUCACAUAAGUUUGAUGAAAAUAAUGGCUCUGUUACUGACAAUGAUAAAAUGAUUAAAACAAGCAAUGAACAAAAAUGUGAGGACAACCCCCUAGAAAGUGCUGCAAUAGAUCGGUCCAAUGAUGAGGCUGGAAGAGAUUUCAAAUUCAUGCAGUUUGAUGAAAAUAAUGGCUCUGUUACUGACAAUGAUAAAACUAUUAAAACAAGCAAUGAACAAAAAUGUGAGGACAACCCCCUAGAAAGUGCUGCAGUAGAUCGGUCCAAUGAUGAGGCUGGAAGAGAUUUCAAAUUCAUGCAGUUUGAUGAAAAUAAUGGCUCUGUUACUGACAAUGAUAAAACUAUUAGAACAAGCAAUGAACAAAAAUGUGAGGACAACCCCCUAGAAAGUGCUGCAAUAGAUCGGUCCAAUGAUGAGACUGAAAGAGAUUUCAAAUUCAUGCAAGAAAACCAGGAUACUCUUGUAAAUGACACAAAUUGGAAUCAUGUUUAUGGAAAACUUGUAACCCAAGUAAACGAGCUUAGAGAAGAUUUAGAACAUUCUUCCUUAAAGCUCAGGCAGAGUGCAGAAUAUGUUAAGAAUUUAGAGGAAGAGUGUUUAAAGUUGGAAAAGGAAAUAAAAGAUAAAAUUCAUCUACUUGAAAAUAAAUUUGCUGCAUUAGACCAAAAAGAAAAGGGUAUUAACUGUGAAGACAUAAAUGCAUUGCUACCAAAUAUUGGUGUAAAAAAUUCUCUAUUAGCAAUGCAGGAAGCUAUUGAGAAAUCAAUAAAUGCAUUAAAGGAGGCCUCCACCUCUAUGUUUUCAAAUAUGGUGGAAGGAGAAGGAGUCACCCCGGCGUACAUGCAGAUGGCCCAUUGGCGCUUCACUCUCAAGUUGCCAGAGUACCAGGGAGAUAAAGAACUCAAGGAGAAGCUGAUGACUGGAAUAAAACAGGGAAACAUGGCUCCAUAUUACAAAGAGGUAUGUGCAGACCUAGGCUGGGAGUUUGACACCAAGCUGUAUGACGAGAUGAGUGUAGCCAAUACCAAGCGACUUGAGGAGUUGGAGAAGGAACAUGAAAACAAUGUAAUGGACGAGGAAGACCAAAGCCAGCUGUGUGGAGUGUGGCAAAGCAAACUGGACUAUCUGUGCUCCAUCGGGGACAGGGAGAACGCAACGACCCUGGCCAACUCCAAGGUUGAUGACAAGACUGUGCCCAAGAGUCACAGGAUCGAUGCUGUCUUCUCACUGUUCAGAAUCUCCUUUUUCCACGGAUGUAACAUUAAGGGAAUGAGCACAGCGAUUGAAAAGGCUACUGAACUAAUUGAAGGUAUCAGCGGUGGGGACUGGAGUGCUCGUAAUAAGCUGAAGGCCUACGAGGGUGUUUGGAGUUUGGCCAUCAGAGACUUCACCCGUGCUGCUCAUCUGUUCGUCGACGUAGUUCCCACAUUUGAGUCGUACGAGCUGGCUGACUUUGGUACCAUUAUCCGCUACACCGUGCUGUCUUGUAUGAUCGCUCUGCCCCGGUGUGACCUGAGGAAGAAGCUCAUGCUGCACGGAGUUAUGGCGCAAGCUCUUCAUUCUCAGUAUCAGGACCUAAGGGAGUAUUUCGUGUCACUGUAUGACGGUCGCUACUCAGACUUCCUCGUUUGCUUGGCUCGUAUUGAGGUUGAGAUGAAGAGGGAUCCGUUGCUGCAUCCCCACUACCGUCACUACGUCCAGGAGAUGAGGCUGCGAGCCUACAAACAGAUAUUACAGGCUUACCGCUCUCUCAGUCUGGACUACAUGGCCCAGUCCUUCGGUGUGACCAGUGAGUUUAUCGAGCGAGAGGUGGCCAGGUUUGCCGCUGCUGGGAGACUUCAGUGCAAGAUAGAUUCGGUGGCCGGGACAGUGAUCACAAGUGCUCAUCUGGACGACUCAGUGCGCAGCAAGGAAGCUCCCGAGGCUAGCCUGGACAGGAACAUUCUCUACCAGACAACCGUCAAGCGAGGAGACAUCCUCCUCAACCGACUCAAGAAACUGGCCAGAGUCAUGGACUUCUAGAACAGUCGUGUCGCUUUAAUUUAUAUUCAUCAAUAAACUUCUUUUUGUUAUAAAUGCUAACUAAAAA
Macrosteles quadrilineatus (aster leafhopper) is the source of this 2265-nucleotide messenger RNA. RefSeq names its product 26S proteasome non-ATPase regulatory subunit 6-like. The record is from RefSeq and is a predicted model, not a curated record. Gene Ontology annotation, cellular component: proteasome regulatory particle. NCBI's taxonomy places the organism in Eukaryota, Metazoa, Arthropoda, Insecta, Hemiptera, Cicadellidae. Gene Ontology annotation, biological process: proteasome-mediated ubiquitin-dependent protein catabolic process. The transcript has 7 exons. Bases 228 to 2198 code for a protein of 656 amino acids.